UAUGUCAGUGUGACAGGUGUGAGUUUUGGAGGGAAAAGUGUGAGAUAUUUGAGACGUUUUUCCUGAAAAAUGACGCAAAUCAGCAAAAACCCCCUCACUGAAUAUUUCAAGCAAAUUGUACGAGACAGCGGCAUAAAAUUGGCUUCGGGCGAAGAGCCCAAUAUUUUGACGCAGGAGCAGGCACUGGUUGUGCGAGAUGUUGAAAGGGCGAUUCAGGAGGGUGUCUCAGGCGACAACGUUGAGAGAUUUAUCAAGGGUUUUAAUAUUUUGAUCAGGAAGGAGAAAUAUUUGAAGAAGGCUUUACUGCCCACUGUUUUUCGGAUGAGGCGCAGUGGGGGUGAGAGUUGUGAGGAUUUUGGGGCGAUGGAAGUGCCACAAGACAGUCUAUUUCGGAUAUUCCUGAAGGUGCGUUCCCUCCAGCCACCCAUCGUGGAAAUCCUCCUCAACGAGCUCACCACGACCACAGCCGUGGACACCUUCGACCCAGGUCACCUCCGUCUCCUCCUCAAACAACUCCCCUACCUCCCCUACAUCAAAACUCCCGAAACGCUCACAACCAAACUCCUCGACAUCAUCGACAUAGCUCCAUACGGCGCCCAACUCGAACUCCUCCACUCCAUCCCCGACAGCGAACACCACACAGUCGUCAAAGAACUCGCCAAAAUGCUCGACAAUACCAACAUCUCCGGGCCCAUAAUCGACUGUCUUAACGCUUUAAACCUAACCCCCGACAUGCGUACGCACGUACAAGACCACAUCUUGUCCAAAAUGUUGGCCACGAUCUCCACCAAACUAUUCCCAGUGUACUUGGACUUUUUACUAACCGACUGCAACAGCAAGACUUUACCCCGGAUCUUGCCCAAGCUUCGACACGCUUUAAACGACAUCAUGUCACGUGAUGAAGACGCCGAAUCAAAAAUCUCCAUUUUCACAAAACUACAAAAAUGGGCGAAUUUGAAAUCAGUCUCCGAAGCGUGGUUAAGUCUCAUUGCAAACACGAAAGACCACAAAUACAUCGACUUGCUACUCUUGUCCAUGCUACAUGCCCGCAAAAAACGGACGAUUGAAAGCACAAUUCGCAAAAAAAUCAAAGGCGGCCAGUUCAAGUCACUCCAAGUGGAGCAACUUUUCGCCCGGGAUUUCCCCCAACAAGUGUUCCGCGACUAUUUUGGUACGUUUUGCGAAGUUGGGUCAAGUCUCCUACGCACGUCAACCGCUCCAACAAUCGUGGAAUUUGCAUCGACACUCUUCAAACUCCUCUUCACGCACAAGCGCACCGUUCGGAUCUACGAAGUGCUUGAAAAUCUGAUCGUCUUGGUUGGCUGCACUGACAAUAAGACAGCGGUCCUCAACAUUGUCAAUGACUUGGUUCCCCAAAUCCUCCAAGCGCCAAACCAUGCCACGAUUUUGAUGCGUCUCCUGGAGAUUGAUUCGUUCGAACUGAAGGACAUUAAGCUCGUGUUUGAGAUUUUGUGCAAAGUGACGUGUUCGGAUGAUUCUUUAAUCGGCCUACGCGAGGAAAUACACAUGUUGGUGCGCAAACAAAUGUCCAAUUUUAAACAAAGUGCCAAAGAACGCGGCAUCAUAUCGGCCGUGGUUUUGGCCAAGAACAUAGCUAAUGUUAGUGGUGACCAAAGUGAUGUGUUGUCCGAAGAGUCAAUUGCCAGUAUUGGACAAUUGACAGGUGGGGCGAAGGACGCAGCUAACUUACUCACUGUGGUUCAGAGCUCCACGGUUAAUACGCCUGAUCUAGUCAGUCUGUAUUACGACCAGUUGGCAGCAAUGAUUUCCAAUAGUGAUGGGUUAGAUAAGCGCUUCCUGGCCUGGCUCCACGAACGCAUAACCACCGACUUCCAGAAUUUCUACAUCACGGAAACCACCGACACGACUAUUGGUGAUUUGGAAGUGACCAAACAAUACGAUCUGAAUGGUGACGAAGAAAUGGAUGCGCCAAUUUCAAUUAACAUUGCUGAAUUAACCCUCAGGCCGGGCAAACACUCGAUCGUUGCCCUAGCGCCCCAUUUCCGACUGUUGCGUUUGGUGCACUUUCGGCAACAAAACGGCGACUUGGACACGAUCGAUGCCUUGCUAGGCUGUGGGGUCAUUCUACCAAAACAAUUGCAAACAACCGACUGUCUUUUGCACUGUAUCAACUGGUUCCGGGAGAUAAUUAGUGGUUUCGUCCUCCAGAAACGUGAGAAAUUGAGACGCAAAGUGCUCCAAAGAAUCGAUCAUUUGAUCGAGUUGGAACAACUGUUUUCCGAGUCACUUGACUCAAUCCCCAAAAAACUGAAAAAAAACAACCGGGAACGGGAAACUGUCCUUGACACAACCUUCCGGGAAAUGGACAACGAUCUAGUGACACUCCUCAAAUACCCUCUCGAGGCAACAAAUCAAGUUAGCCUGAGCGUGAAACAACUGAACUUCAUUUUGGGGGAUUACGUGCGCAAGCUGUCACUUGAGACGAAAGGGGGCGACCUCGGUUUGUCACACUUGGGGGCGGUCAGCCCCUUGCAUGUGAUAACCGAUUCGGUUAAAACCCUUCCGCACAUCAAGCGACACUUGGCGGCGGUUUUGCCCGAAUGUCACACCAAUGACGAGGCGAAAGCCACCUUCGGAUUGGUUGUGGAAUGUUUGUGUUUGAUUUUUAAUUGGCCCGGCUUACAACACGCCAAACGUCUCGUCCUAGUUAAAGACAUCAUCAAGGCGUUCCGUUCGGGUGACAGUGAGCUGCACUCGGCCAAUCACCUCGUCACCGAACUGGUGGAACAACUAGCCGACUUGACGCAAUUUUGCACGUGUCUAACACACGCAGUCCACUUCAUUCAAACAAUGGAAGCCCUCGAUUGUACACUCCAGUGGCCACAACACGGACAAAAAUUGCCAAAACUGCGAGAGAAUUGCUUGAGAAACAGUGGGAUAAUUACAGUUCGUCAAAUAUUGAUGUUCUAGUCCGCUCAUAUCUGAGCAGUGCUAGUGUUAAAACCCUGUGUGGGAUUGUUGGUACGGUCCAGGAGCAAGCCCCAGGUCUCACUAAGAGUGAACCGUUGGAGAUGCUCAAAAGUGUGACUAAG
Tribolium castaneum (red flour beetle) is the source of this 3074-nucleotide messenger RNA. Its product is annotated as Fanconi anemia group D2 protein. The transcript is spliced from 2 exons. Gene Ontology annotation, cellular component: nucleus; condensed chromosome. NCBI's taxonomy places the organism in Eukaryota, Metazoa, Arthropoda, Insecta, Coleoptera, Tenebrionidae. Gene Ontology annotation, molecular function: DNA polymerase binding. The record is from RefSeq and is a predicted model, not a curated record. The coding region runs from base 70 to 2952 and encodes 960 amino acids. Gene Ontology annotation, biological process: mitotic intra-S DNA damage checkpoint signaling; double-strand break repair involved in meiotic recombination; homologous chromosome pairing at meiosis.